Darwinula stevensoni is the source of this 229-nucleotide messenger RNA. The record is from the annotation of a GenBank genome assembly. NCBI's taxonomy places the organism in Eukaryota, Metazoa, Arthropoda, Ostracoda, Podocopida, Darwinulidae.
UAAACUCAAUGCAGAUGAUGAGCGAAAAGACAAAUCGGAGGAGGGCAUUAAAGAGGUAUUCAUCAAUGCAGAAAUGAUAGAAGAGAAUGGAGGAAAGGUAGCUCUCGAAGAGGGUUGUUUGAGUAUCCCUAAUAUUUAUGGUCACGUGGAAAGAGAAAAGAAGAUAAAGAUGCGCUAUUAUAAUGCUAAGCUAGAACUGCAGGAGAAAGUAUUCACGGGAUUUACUGCU